Molecule: messenger RNA, 4848 nt
Organism: Pocillopora verrucosa
Lineage: Eukaryota; Metazoa; Cnidaria; Anthozoa; Scleractinia; Pocilloporidae
Product: extracellular calcium-sensing receptor-like
Biological process (GO): G protein-coupled glutamate receptor signaling pathway; regulation of synaptic transmission, glutamatergic
Cellular component (GO): plasma membrane
Molecular function (GO): adenylate cyclase inhibiting G protein-coupled glutamate receptor activity
Source: RefSeq, a predicted model, not a curated record
UUUGGCUGUGGGUACUCACGUUCGUAAUAGCAUGUUACUUUUAAGAAGCAAAACGUUGUUUACUUUACUUCAGUUUCGCUGAGUUCGCCACGUGAAGUGAGAAUGGCACCCACACGCACCUAAAUUUGUAACAAAGAGCCUAAGCAACCGGAUGGGUUAAACGGAAUUGUUUUAAGAUUAAUCUGCAAGUUAAUGAUUCGUACUAAUUUUAAAACUUUUGUCGCGUCAUUGAUCGAGGUCGACAGUAAUGAACCAUCAAGGUCUUCUCAGCUCUUUCUUCAUUCUGUGUAUUGGUGUAUUUACCGGAAUCACGGUUUCCAUCCAAAGCCAUGUUCAAGAGAGAAUAUUCAAAGACGGUGACAUAAAUUUAGGUGGAAUGUUUCCUCUCCAUUUAUUCAAGAACGGUCAGGGAUCGUCGUCAUCAUGUACGGAUCUUCGCUCCCGAGUGUUGCUUCUAUCAGAGGCCAUGAUAUACGCCGUCGAUGAAAUAAAUAGAAAUGGCACAAUUCUUCAAAAUGUGACGUUGGGCUACGACAUUCGCGAUACGUGCGGCAACGAACAAGAAGGCAUUUCUAUAGCGUCGGAUUUUGUUUACGAGAAUGCACUUAAACUUGACCCACGCUUCUCUGUGACAAACUCUUGUCGUGCGGGAGUCGCGCCAUCAAAGGAAGCAACUGUAAUAGCAGUCAUUGGAGGACUGGAUUCUCGUGUUUCUGUCAACGUGGCAAAUGUACUCCAAGUACAAGAUGUACCGCAAAUAAGCUACGGGGCGUCAAGCGCUGAAUUAGCGGGAGCGGAGUUUACAUCGUUUUUUCGCACUGUUCCAGUAGAUACCUUCCAAUCACAAGCUAUGGCAGAACUGAUUGCGCACUAUGGGUGGACCUGUGUGGCAGUCAUCGGGGUGGAUGACUGGUACGGUCGUAGUGGCGUUGACGCUUUCGCUACCGCGGCCAACGAAACUGGAAUCUGUAUUGUGUUACAAGAACUGUUCCCUGUUCACGACUCGGAAACCCAAAUACAGACCAUGAUCAGUCAACUGAAAAACAUGGGUCAAGUUCAGAUUAUAAUAUUAUACAGUUUAUCACCUCAAGCGAUAAAGGUCUUUGAAGAAGCAGUGAAGCAAGGUUUGACCGGGAGGACCUGGAUCGCGAGUGACGGGUGGUCAGAAUCUUCAUUGAUUCUUCAACCUCGCUUUAAGCCGAUUAUACAAGGCGCAAUAGGAUUUGGAUUCCACACACAUAGGUUUGAAGAAUUUGAAAAACACGUCACAGAAAUGACGCCUCUUUUGCGAAGAGGGGCUUGGUGGAAUGAAUUUUGGGAAAUGGAGUUCAACUGUUCAAUAUCUAAUUCGACGCAUGCUCAGUUUAAACCCUGUUCAGGCCAUGAAAGAGUCAGCCCGGAAAGAUACAAACGAGAUUACCACAACGCAGGCGCAGCCUAUGUGAGAGAUGCGGUAUACUCAGUCGCGAAUGGACUGGGUGAGAUACUUAACUGUCACGCCCACGUCCGUCCCGAUGAUCUAUUGACAAGCCUAAAAAAGGUUUCAUUCACAGGGCUUACUGGCUAUAUUGACUUCCGAAAUGGGCGGGUUCAGGCAGCUUACGAUAUUUAUAAUCUUCAGGAGACCGAGAAGGAUGGGUUUAAGCUCGUUCAAAUUGGAACGUGGGAUGAAGGAAAUGCGCAUGCACAGGGACUAAGGCUACAAGAUGAUUUAGUGCAAUGGCACAGAGGUAUUAAACCGCGCACCACUUGCGGAGAGAUCUGUCCUUCUGGAACUUACCGAAGUAUCCCUAAUCAGUGCUUCUGGGAGUGUGUCCCGUGCGAUAAAGACACCGUAAGCGAACGAUCAGGCAGCACCGAAUGCAAGAGUUGUCCCAAAGGAUACAUAUCCAAUGAAAACAACACAAAGUGUGAUGAGGUGCCCAUUGAGUAUAUUGAAUGGGAUGAACCGUGGGGCGUGGCACUCUCUGCCCUUUCAGCCUUCUGCGUACUUCUUACAUUAGUUAUCCUGGCAAUUGUCUUACAACAUCGUAAAACUCCAAUAAUCCAAGAAACGGGUGGAUUUCUUAACUAUGCUUUCUUAGUGGUGAUACUUUUGUCGUAUAUUUUCAAUUUAGUCCACCUCACCAAGGUAUCCGAUCUGACUUGUCGCAUGCUCCCUCCUUCGUUUUACGUGAUAUACACGGCUGCAGCCUUGGUGCAAUUCCUUAAGGUUUAUCGCAUCCGCCUUCUCCUGAAGCCACCCACACCACCGGCUACCCACGACAUGAAAUUGGUGUACAUAAUCGUGGUAUUCGUGUGGAUUCUUCCCGUUUUUAUCUCGAUCAUUUGGAUAAUUUCAGACCCUCCUAUAUUUGAAAAGUACAUUAUAUCGAGGUUGAUAAUUUACGGUAUUUGCACACCUUAUCAAACCAACGUUGGAAUGGCGUUACGUUAUAUGAGUGCAAUUAUUUUAUCGCUAAUUAUUGUUGGCGCUAUGGUGGUUGCCUACAGUACUAAAGGUCUCCCACAUAAGCAGAAAUUUGACGAAGCCAAACACUUAGCGUUCUCACUGACUGUGUUUACCGUCACUUUUGCCACAUUUUAUCCAGGAUGGUCUCUUAUAAAGGGCCCAAGUUUGACAGUGUUCGCAUGUAAGACCAAUUUAGUCGCCGCUACCGGUACAGUCCUUUGUAUUUUUGUCCCCAAGCUGUGGCUCAUUUAUCGCUUUCCCCGUCACAACACCCUAACCUACGUUCGUCCUGCGCCCCAGAUAAAGUCAGAAGACGUCAGAUCCACAACUAUGUUGUCAAUCGGGCAGGUUGCUCUAAAGAUAGGUGAUAGCCCCUGUGCGAGCUAAGGAUCACCGAAGGCGCAACGAGACUCACCGAAUACGUAAAAAGGCUUGCCGAAGACGAGACAAGGCUCCGAUAUUGAAAACGAAACAAGGCUCACCGAAAACGCAAAGAGAAUUGCCGAAGAAUCAUAUAAAAUUUAACCUCUAACUCCCAUGAGUGACCAAGAUAGAAUUUCUCCAUACAAUAUUGAUACAAUAUCGAGUAGACAGUGAUGAGAAUAAAGAAAAAUAUCAGCUAGGGGAUUAUACGUUGAUCCAAUACAAAAUUCUCUAAACUAACAUCACAAGAACCGUAUGGUAGACGAUAAGGAGAAUUACUAAUGAGAUCUUGGGAGUUAAAGGGUUAAGUGAACUUCACUUUACGGGAACGUUAUAGUACUCUUAUUCGAUUAUUCAAUUUUUGUAACAUUUUGGGGCACUUUUUAACCCUUUAACUCCCAGAUCAAAUUUGUUAUUCUCCUUACUGUCAACCAUACAAUUCUUAUGUUAGUUCAGAGAAUUUAGUAUUGGAUCAACUAAUUAUCCCCAAAUUGAUAGUUCUCUUUAUUCUCAUCACUUAUCUGGUUGAUAUUGUAUUGAUAUUGUAAGGAGAAAUUCUGUCUUGGUCACUCAUGGGAUUUAAAGGGUUAAAAAUCAUUUGGCAUUAAGUAGGUCAAAUUGGGGUAUAAGGGUCAACCAUUUGUCAAAUGAAGUGAUGGUUGAGAUAUUUAUUGUAUUAAAUAAUUCUUAAUAUUUGUUUGUCUGUAAUAGUCUUGGAGUAGGAUAUCAAGAGGAGGGCUGACCCACUGACUGUGUCUUGAGCUCUCUUGUAUUUUAUUAAGAAAUAUUCUAAAGGACUUUGUAAAAGAUUGCAGAACUGACAAGCUAAGACAGUUAGAUAGUAGAAGAGGAGUUAACCAAACCACAGAUGGCGGAUUGGGCAGUCUACAGCCCCUCCUGGUGAUAAUUUAGAGGGGGGGGGGGGGGGGUGGGUUUACUCUCCUCACAUUUCAGCAUCAACAGCGCAGCACAGCAGUGAAGCUUAAAAUUAGUUGACAAAAAUUCAGACAUGCAAUCGUUUCAAAUAGUUUCAUCAGGAUCGUCAUAGUGUAAUUAUUUUAUGUAAUACUUUUUUUCAUUUAAACAGCUCCAGCUUAUGUUUGGAAAAUUUGGGUAAGGGUAUGUACUUGGGUUAGUAUACGGGAUGAGUCCCCCCUCCUACACAUGCUGCCUCUGCAGACAGUCAGACAAACAUAUCAAUUUCUAAUCAAAUAUAAACAGAAAAAAAGAGUAUUAACAAUGCAUGAUAAAAUCAAAUUACUUUUUACUUGCAAUUGUUAUGUCAUUUCAGCUAGUCAGAUAGGUACUAUGUACGGCUCUGGAAGAGGGGCUUACAGAGCAUUAAAGCCUUUUUUUUUACAGUAGUCAUUAGUGCUGGGCCUCGAGGAAGAGGGCCAAUUCUCUCCACACUGAACAAGUUUUGUUCUUAAGUGCAUGAUACUGUGAUCAUGUGAUUGCUGAUAAUCUCAUUAACAAUUCCCAGUUUUGCUGCAUUUGAAAAUGUCCCUGACAGGUCUUGUUGGAAAAUGCUUCAUUCACAUUGUGAGGGCAGGGGAAAAUGUAAGGCUAGGAAGGGGCAGAAUUUCUGAAUGCCAAAAUUUUGCAUUUCUUUUGACAAAGGUUGUAAGUCAAUCAUGCCGCAUUAAACUCCUGAAACCUUGAUGGUACAUUAUUGUUCUGAUGAUUGAUCUAUUGGUGUUGUAUUUGACAGUGACAGUCCAAUACUGUUGCAAAGAAAGGUAGCAUCACACUGGAUGCCAUGACAGUCCAAUACUGGUACACUAUACAUUAUAUGGGUAUAACAAUAUCAGAUCUCAAACAUCAUGGUCCUGUCCUGCUGGUUGUUCUGUUAGGCAUAGAGUAUGGGUGAACACUGGCAGCUGCCUUAUUGUCUGUUUUAACAGAGCUUGGAGCUUUAUUUGUAGAUUUGUCACUCAUCCAGCUACUUUGUGCUGUAGCAAAGAAAAAAAGAA